AUGGCUUCUAUUUUACCUGCUUCCAAUAGAUCCAUGAGACCUGACAGGAAUACAUAUAAUGGAAAGAAGACCUAGAGGGUCAAAAAUCCUUACCUGGAUUCUAUGGAUGAAGACAUUCUCUAUCACCUGGAUUUAGGAACAAAAACACACAAUCUACCAGCAAUGUGUGGGGAUGUAAAGUUUGUCUGCGUUGGUGGAAGCCCCAACAGGAUGAGAGCAUUUGCAAUGUUUAUGCACAAGGAGCUCAGACUGGAGGGAGAUGGAGAAGACAUUAAAGACAUCUGCGCUAGAACAGACAGAUAUUGCAUGUUCAAAACUGGUCCUGUGCUCUUCAUCAGCCUAAGUUAUGGCAUUGGCAUUCCCUCCAUUUCUAUUAUGCUUCAUAAAUUCAUCAAAUUAUUACAUCAUGCACGGUGCUGUGAUGUCAUCAUUAUCAGAAUUGGUACAUCAGGGGGAAUAGGGUCUGUUGUCAUAACAGAUACAGCUGUAGAUUCCUUCUUCUAGCCCCGGUUUGAGCAGGUCAUCUUGGACAAUGUUGUCACUUGGAGUACUGAACUUGACAAGAAACUGGCUGAAGAACUGUUCAACCAUAGCAAAGAAAUUCCCAACUUCCCAACCCUCAUUGGACAUACAUGUGAACAUGAUUUUUAUGAAGGAACCUACAGGGUUGAUGGAGCAUUGUGUUCCUUUUCUAAAGAAAAGAAGUUAGAUUACUUGAAAGCAUACAAAACUGGUGUGAGGAACAUUGAAAUGGAAUCUACAGUGUUUGCAGCCAUGUGUGGUCUGUGUGCUCUAAAAGGUCAGUUACAUGACAACUCUCUGGGUGACAGUGUCUGUGUGACCCUUCUUGACCGACUUGAAUGUGAUCAAAUCAACUUGUCUCAUGAUGUUCUGAUGGGAUACCAGCAACGGCCUCAGCUCCUAAUCUCAAACUUCAUCAAAAAGCAACUUGGACUUUGUGACCAGAUGUCAUAA
Messenger RNA from Marmota flaviventris (yellow-bellied marmot), 975 nucleotides. The record is from RefSeq and is a predicted model, not a curated record. Lineage: Eukaryota; Metazoa; Chordata; Mammalia; Rodentia; Sciuridae.